CUUCAGACUUCCAGGUUGUAAACGGCCUCGAAUGCAUCUGACGUCGGCUCUUUUUGCGCUUGUUAUCUGUUCAGUCUUCAAUUGUUUCCUUAGAUAGUCUUUCGGGACCUGCAUUACUUUCUCAUGAUUUCCAGUUCCCACCUACCACUACUCGCCAGGAGGUAAACAUAGCAAUGGCCUCUGAUGGCGCAUCUUCAAUUUCAGUCACAGUUCGAGUCAGACCAUUUACGAUACGAGAAGCCGCACAACUGACCAAAUGCGAUGAUACCACAAUCUUCCUCGGCGAUGGCUCCCUGGCAGCUGCCCCUACACCGAAACUCUCGCAGAAAGGUAUUAGACCGGUAAUCAAAGUCGUCGACGACAAGUGCUUAGUAUUCGAUCCUCCUGAAGACAAUCCUAUACAAAAGUUCUCCCGAUCCGUGGUUCCUUCUGGCAAACGAGUCAAAGAUCAGACUUUCGGUUUCGACCGCAUCUUCGAUGAAAAUGCAUCUCAGGGCGAAGUAUACGAGUCUACUACCAGACCACUGCUGGACAGUGUCUUGGAUGGAUACAACGCUACAGUCUUCGCCUAUGGUGCAACGGGAUGCGGAAAGACACACACUAUCACAGGCACCGUCCAACAACCGGGUAUCAUCUUCCUUACCAUGCAAGAGCUCUUCGAAAGACUCACCGACUGCGCAUCCGAGAAAGUCACCGAAAUCUCAUUAUCCUACCUCGAAAUCUACAAUGAAAUGAUACGUGAUUUACUGGUGCCGGGCACCGUGAGAGGAGGUCUCAUGCUGAGGGAGGAUGCAAACCAAACAGUAUCCGUGGCUGGUCUUUCAAGUCAUCACCCUCAGAACGUACAAGAGGUCAUGGACAUGAUAAUGAAAGGGAACGAGAUGCGGACAAUGUCCCCCACAGAAGCCAAUGCCACCUCGUCGCGGUCUCAUGCUGUCCUUCAGAUCAACGUUGCUCAGAAAGACAGAAAUGCUAGUGUGGAGGAACCUCAUACCAUGGCCACCUUGAGCAUCAUCGAUCUGGCUGGCAGUGAACGGGCUAGUGCCACGAAGAACCGUGGCGAGCGAUUGCUUGAAGGAGCCAACAUCAACAAAUCUCUUCUCGCCCUCGGCAGCUGCAUCAAUGCUCUCUGCGACGUGCGAAAACGGAAUCAUGUCCCAUACCGAAACUCCAAGCUUACCCGUCUCCUAAAGUUCUCCCUCGGAGGCAACUGCAAGACUGUGAUGAUUGUUUGUGUCAGUCCUUCCAGUGCGCACUUUGAUGAGACACAGAAUACCCUAAGAUAUGCCAAUCGAGCGAAAAACAUACAGACCAAAGUCACCCGGAAUGUUUACAAUGUCAAUCGUCAUGUCAAGGACUUCCUGGUCAAGAUUGACGAGCAGAUGGCCCUCAUCAAUGAACUGAAGGCUCAGCAGAAGGACUACGAAGCAGUGGCAUUUGCCAAGUUCAAGAAACAGAACGAGAAGAAGGAGGUUAUUGCUCGAGAAGGUGUACAGAGACUUAGGAGUGCGUAUGAACAUUCUGCGGCUGAGAGACAAGAACGUACCAGCAACAUGAUCAAGUUGAAACAGAUCGGUCGUCGUAUCGCAAUGUUGUCCGCGUGGAUGACAGCAUUCGACACUGUCUGUGAUACCCUCGAGGAGGAAGAGCCCAUGAAGAACAUGCAAGUUGUGAGAAAAGCUGCGCAAGGCAUUAUGAUGGAACUCGAGAGUGGCCGGCACCAUUGUCAGCAGAAAGUGUCCAAGAGCACGUGGGACAGGGCAAUGACCACAGCACUGGACCAUACUCUGCGACAACUCCAGGAAGUCGAUACUGGGGACAUGGUCGAUUCGGAGAUGGUACGCCGAGAAGUCGAAUUGCUCAAGUCCAAUGCCGAGAGAGAAGCACUUGCCGCUGUCAAUGAACAAGAAAAAAUGGGAGACGCCGCGACCAUACAAGUUCUGCUGCAAGCGCAUUUCGAAACCAUUUCUGCGAUUGAGAGUCUGAAUGCCAUGAGUGUCGAUGAAGCGGUCGAGGCAGCCACUCAGAUCCUUGGCAAGAUGCUCGCCUCAGCAUCUAGUGCGGCCUCGUAUAUUGUCAAACCUGAUGGGAGCCUUGCGCCCGUUGAGUCCUUCGCACCUACAAAAACAGGAACACCAAAGAGACGCAAGCAGAAUAUGAACAGCUCUCUAUUGGAUACGAGCCCGAUCCGAGCCAAGAUUCCGAUUCUUUCUCCGGCAGCCAGACCUUCUCCAAGACGACGCGCGCUGCUGGGUAGCUCGAAGAAAGGUUUUCAAGUAUCCUUCACUCCCAAGAAGAGGAAGUCUCCUGUCAAGGCCAAGCGAGCCGUGAGGUGGCGGGAUGAUACUGAAGACGGCACUUUGGCCGAAUUCGAGAAGACACCACAGAAGUUUGCCUCCUCAUCACCAGACGAAUCAACGACCGAAAUCACAAUUCCUCAGGUCUCUGAGCUCACGACUUCACUUGCACAGCUCCGCACCCAGUCUCCAGGAUCUUCACCGAUACCACCACCACCAGAAUCAACACUUGCUGUACCAGCAAAGAGCAGUCGAUUCCAAGCAGGAUUUCUGUCCAAGAAGAAUGAUGAUUCGCCGUCGUCUUUGAUGCCGCCUCCAAGGACGACGGCGUUCUCAUCCUCAGACAGUGAGACGUCACCCUUGAGGGAGGUCGAUCCGAGCAGAGCUGCGAAUCGACGAUCUUUGGCAGCAACCGCUGACAAGACAACCGUAGAAAUCUGCAUCGACAGUGCUAGCAAUUCUUCAGCUGCCAACUCCGAUGCCGAGAACCAGGCCAAUCCAGACAGAGACGAUGCGAUGAAGAUUCGUGAUGCUGUCAAGCGGUCCAGUUCUUUCCGUCGUUCCAAUGCCAACGGAUCACGCACUCAGCGACGACGCUCUCCAACCGCUGCUACAGCGAUGGCAGGCUCGCCACCCAAUGACAGCAUGUUCGCUGCCGGCCACGUUAGGAGAAUGGUCAUGGGCAAGAGCGAUAAAGAGAAUGACUGGAAGGCUGGAGUGUUGAGUCCACGAGUUCAAGGGGUCGUCAGUCAUUCGAAGGGAUCGGGAAUAGGCGCGGCACGACGGACAACCAUGAGUGGAGAUGUGAGGUCGACACCUAGUACUGGUGAUCGAGGUCCCAUCAGGAUGAGUUCGAUUACACCUUCGCAUGGCCAGGGACAUUCGGCUUCGAGGGGGAGCUUAGUGCCGAAUGGCAAGGCGGUUUGGCGUUGAAGGUCGUGAGUCAAGGACCAAAAAUUUUCGCUUGCAUUGUAUGGUGUCAACGGAUCGAAAUCAACAGGAUGGCUGGGACAAGGACUGACUAGGAUGCCAUGGUAUGACUGGAGUUCGGGCUUCUCUGUACAAUUGUACACUUCUUCACCAAAAUUUGGUUGCUCGACAGCCUGAGCGUAUUGAGCUGCGUUCGAGGCGGGCUUGUAAUGAGAUAUCGGUCUUAGACUCGAGUUUG
Messenger RNA from Exophiala viscosa, 3465 nucleotides. RefSeq names its product kinesin family member 18/19. Gene Ontology annotation, molecular function: ATP hydrolysis activity; ATP binding; plus-end-directed microtubule motor activity. Gene Ontology annotation, biological process: mitotic sister chromatid segregation; microtubule depolymerization; microtubule-based movement. The record is from RefSeq and is a predicted model, not a curated record. The transcript is spliced from 2 exons. Gene Ontology annotation, cellular component: kinesin complex; nucleus; mitotic spindle astral microtubule. Lineage: Eukaryota; Fungi; Ascomycota; Eurotiomycetes; Chaetothyriales; Herpotrichiellaceae. Bases 174 to 3230 code for a protein of 1018 amino acids.